AUAUCAUUUGAUAUUGAAUAUAUAUACAUUUAUGUAUAUUAUGGUAUUGAGUUGAAACGAAAAAAGAAUCCGGAAAAAUUGUGACAAAAUUAAAUACGGAAAUAAGUCAACGAUUAAAAAUUCUAAAGAUGCCUAGGGUGCAUUUUGCUAAUAGCAGCCCUACCAGAGUGCCACAAAUGUUAGAUUUUAGGGACCAACACACACCUCAGGAACACGAUUUACUACGUGUUUCUCCAACUGAUACACUUGCAUUCUCCACAACUAAUGGCAAUGAAAGUGUAUUGGACCUUACAAGUUUAACCAAUGUUCCGAUCACAUAUAAGAUUCAAACAACAUCUCCAGAGAAGUUUCGUGUACGACCACGAUGUGGUGUUUUGAAUCAAGGUGAAUCGGUCACUGUUAAUAUCUUAUUAAAACCAGAUCAGACACUAGCCGAUGGUGGUUUGAAAAAAGAAAAAGAUAAAUUUCUUGUUAUGGUACAUCCAGUGCCUUCAAACAUCGAUCAAUCGGAACCAAUGACAACAUUUUGGAAGCAAGUGCCUCCUAACAGUCCAAACAUAGAGGAGCAUCGUUUAACUUGUGUAUACAAAGGUUCAACAGAUAUCGCACAAUAUGCUAAUAAUGAAAAGUCAAAAUCGAACGUUGAUCAAAUCGGCAAAGAUAUUGUUAAUAUUAGUGAUGUAAGUAAUGACACUUCUCUGUAUAAAGUUGAACAUUUUAAAUCAUUUAAUGCAUCUUUAACAUAUAUCGACUUUUACUGGUGAUAUUAAACUAUUUGAAUAAAAAUAAAGUUUUGGGAUAUUUAAUAAAUACGGCACACCUUGAAUAGCUUCACUUCAGUUUGUGACAAUAGAUAUAGUUUGUAAUAUAAAAUAACAGCAUUGUAGGCUACAAACGGAACCAAAUAAUGCGAACAUAGUAGAACUACGGUUACAACUGACCUUCACCGAAUAUUCAGUUUAUCAAAUGUAAAUGAAAAUAUUUAUCAUUACGGAUUAUAUUAAGUGAGAUCAAAAUUGGAGCUUUCGAACAAAUAUUCUCCUUUUACUCCAACUCAAAAAAAAAUAAAUGGUCAGAAACAAUAUGAAUAGAAAUCUAGCAUAAACUCCUUCCAAG
This is a messenger RNA of Teleopsis dalmanni, 1116 nucleotides long. RefSeq names its product motile sperm domain-containing protein 2-like. The record is from RefSeq and is a predicted model, not a curated record. Gene Ontology annotation, cellular component: endoplasmic reticulum membrane; plasma membrane. Gene Ontology annotation, biological process: endoplasmic reticulum membrane organization. The transcript has 4 exons. Gene Ontology annotation, molecular function: FFAT motif binding. Lineage: Eukaryota; Metazoa; Arthropoda; Insecta; Diptera; Diopsidae. Bases 129 to 764 code for a protein of 211 amino acids.